Messenger RNA from Podarcis raffonei (Aeolian wall lizard), 2945 nucleotides. It is a transcript of the gene RNF144B, whose product is annotated as ring finger protein 144B. Gene Ontology annotation, molecular function: ubiquitin conjugating enzyme binding; zinc ion binding; ubiquitin protein ligase activity. Lineage: Eukaryota; Metazoa; Chordata; Lepidosauria; Squamata; Lacertidae. Gene Ontology annotation, cellular component: mitochondrial membrane; ubiquitin ligase complex; cytoplasm. The transcript has 8 exons. Gene Ontology annotation, biological process: ubiquitin-dependent protein catabolic process; positive regulation of proteasomal ubiquitin-dependent protein catabolic process; protein polyubiquitination. The record is from RefSeq and is a predicted model, not a curated record. Bases 508 to 1419 code for a protein of 303 amino acids.
CCUGCGUUUAUCCACUCGGAGCACUUCAGCAAGAAGUUGUUCAUUUUAACAGCAAAGGAAGUUGUGCUAUGUAGCAUCUGGGUUCCUGGAGGGUUAAAAACAAUCACCUGCAUUUGAAAUGAGACUUGGAAGUAGGAAGUGUUGCUGUGGCUUGAGCUUCCUGUAUAAAUAAGUAUAGCUUUCUUACAGCUACUGCAUAUGUGCGCGACGUGCAUUUUAAGAAAUAAUGGCAACAUGCUCUUAAUAGCUGGGAGGAGAUUAUUCUUCGGAGCGACGAGAAGGUUGGAAGAUGAGCCCUGCUCCAGACCUAUAACGUGUGAAGCUUUCAGAUUCUGGGAGAAGGAAGGAAGCGGCGAGAAAUGAAACGCGUUUCUUCAGACUCUGAGCUUUUGCUGGCGGUGACAUGUCUUGGAGGCACUGAAGUGUGAGUGAAGCUAUUGAAAAGUCAAACGUUUGGGAGCGAAUCCUGCUCUCUUUUGGCAAGAACUGGUGAGCCUGGUUGAGCUGAUGGCAUCUGCUGCUGAGAUUUGUUAUCACACCAUGACGACCAGAAUAUCAGAGGUUGGGGAAUUGUCCUUGGAGCCUUUGAUCACUUGCAAACUAUGCCUGUCUGAAUAUUCACUGGAUAAGAUGACGACUCUCCAGGAUUGCAGCUGUAUCUUUUGUACAUCGUGCCUGAAACAGUAUAUGCAGCUGGCUAUUCGUGAGGGGUGUGGUUCUCCCAUCACUUGUCCAGACAUGAUGUGCCUCAACCAUGGGACUGUGCAAGAAACUGAGAUCUCCAGGUUGGUACCUGCUGAUCAAUUUCAGUUAUACCAGCGAUUGAAAUUUGAAAGAGAAGUGCAUUUGGAUCCCCUGAGAACCUGGUGUCCUUCUGCUGACUGUCAGUCCGUGUGCCAAAUUGAACCAAGUGAAUCUGGACUACCCGUGCCUGUAAAAUGUCAGGCUUGCUACUUGACGUUCUGUUCAUCAUGCAAAGAGCCUUGGCAUGUGGAGAAGCUAUGCCUGGAAAACCAUCUUAUUGUAGCACCGAGUGAGCAAGGAGUACUUAUCAAAACCACCACGGAAGCUCCAAUUAAGCAGUGCCCGGUUUGCCGGAUCCAUAUUGAGAGGAAUGAAGGCUGUGCUCAAAUGAUGUGUAAGAACUGCAAGCAUACAUUCUGCUGGUACUGUCUGCAAAAUCUGGAUAACGAUAUCUUCCUAAGGCAUUAUGACAAAGGCCCUUGCCGAAACAAACUGGGUCAUUCCCGUGCCUCAGUUAUGUGGAACAGAACGCAGGUUGUUGGGAUCCUGGUGGGCCUGGGCAUCAUAGCCCUGGUAACAUCUCCCUUGCUGCUCCUAGCCUCACCGUGCAUCAUCUGUUGUGUCUGCAAAUCCUGCCGUGGCAAGAAAAAGAAACAUGACCCGCCAACAACCUAAAGCUUUUCACCCUAUUGGCUGUGAAGACCUGCAUCUUUUAUGUGAUGGAGAAGACAUGAAGGCUGACCUCUGGUGCCAAUGCUUUCCCAACCAAUUCUCCUUCUCUUUGCCAACUUCUGCAAAAAGUGCCUACAGUUUCAUGGGACACAGUGUUGUUUGCAAGUUGCCGUUCCGCAGUGGGAUAGGUGUCUGUUGUGGUGUUUUCAGUUCAGCUCUGGCUAUUUUCUUUUUUUAAGGAAAAGAGGCAGGGGUUCUAAACAUAGUUUCAAAGGUUCUUCAAAACGACCCACCUCUGCUUGGUUCUACAGUAUUUUCCAGAGUCUGGAUAUGUGCCCAUUUUUGAGCAACUUUAAUUUUGCAGCUCAUGGAGCAGUCCUGCAGUUAAGUGAGGGAACAUAGGUGAACAAUGCAACCCCCUUGUAAGAGAUCUUUGGAUAUUAUUGAGUUUUCACUUUCCAGGGGGAGAUUUCAGUGUUACUAAAAAGAUAUCCUGUAAAAAAAUCAUAUACCUGAAAAGGGGAAGGUAGUGGAAAUGAAGUACAACUGAAAUGGGAUGUUGUUAAAAUACAUUUGCUAAACGCCUAAUCAAAACUGGACCAACGACGAGUUGUAUCAGCCUUCGUACAGCAUCAGAAAGAAUGAUCUGAAGCAGCUGUUGCAGGUACAUAGCACUGGCACCAUAUGCCAAGUAAAUCGCUCUACCUGAGCCACUGAUUAGGACUGGGUGUGAAUUAUUGUCAGGCGUUUUGCAAAACAUAUGUUGCACUGGUGUGAGAAGUGGCAAGUGUAGGGGACAUUUGUGGUAUGCAACAAGAUCCAGUUGGCCUGGUAUAAUAACAAUACCCCCCCCACUCUGCCCUGAGCAUUGUAUUGCAGUGGCACUAGAGUGCUGUGCAUCCUUUGGUUUCACUUCUGGCAACUUGUGGUGCACUUGCCAAAAAGGUUGGCCAUCAUUGAUGCAAACUAUAAUUUCAGGUGAAAAUUAGAGGGUUACUUGUACACUUAAACACACGCACAAACAUACACAGCACCAGCAAUUUGUUCAGGUGUAUUACACUACACUGGGCAAAUACUGCCCAAUUACAUUAUUUCACUGAGUUAGUGAGGAGUUGUAAAAACAGUAUAGCGACCUUGAGCAAGUCCUAUAUAAAAACUUAGCUAAUGGCUGCAGACUUUAUGAUGAACAGGCCUACUUCCCCCAAUAAUGAAUUCUAGUCUUCUAUAAGACAAGCCCAUAGCUAGAUUGUGACUGAAGAAGCUGCAUAAUCUGGAAAACAAUGGAUGAGGUCAAAAUAGUGGGAUAACCACUUUAUCUAGUGCUGGAUUACAAGGCAGCAUAAGAGGAAUUGUGGUGAAAAAUGGUGUUGCAUAACAAACAUAUAGCAACUCUUUCUUGAAAUAUUAUGCUUAUAUACACCACAAUCUUUAGCUUUAGGCUGACUAUCUGAUUGUGGCCUCAUGUUGUUCUGUAUUGAGUACUUUAGAGGUAGAGUACAAAUGUAAAUAAAUAUGAUUCUUCAAGGAAA